AUGGGUGGGCAGGGAGGAGAGGAGGACAACCCCGAGGACAAUCCCGAGGACAAUCCCGAGGACAAUCCCGAGGACAAUCCCGAGGACAAUACCGAGGGCGAUCCAACGACCCCCUCACAGUAUCAAUGUGUCGUGUGCAGGGAGUAUGGACCCGAGAAGGACAGGAUAGGUAGCCGUUGCUUUCAUUGCUACUGCAAAGACUGUCUCAUUCGUUACCUCGAGCAUUCUCUUGCCCAGGAUUUCUUUUUCCCUCCCGAGUGUUGUGGCGAACCAAUUCCAUUGACUGCCAUGCUGAUCUUCCUGAGUCCUGACCUCAUUGAACGGUACCUCGAAAGAGUGGUCGAGAAGAACGACCGGGACAGGACCUACUGUGCAGACCCGCACUGCGCUCGCUAUCUCCUUCCGGCCCAGGGAUUAGACGACAGUGUUCGCUCGUGCAAAAAGUGCCCGACACGGACAUGCACACGGUGCAAGACCAGAUCGCACGAUGGUGCUUGCAUUGGCCAGGACUCGGAAGUGUUGCAAAUGGCUAUAGACGAAGGCUGGAAGCGUUGUCUCGAAUGUCACAACCUCGUAGAGCUGAUCUUUGGCUGCAACCAUAUCAUGUACGAGCAUAACCCCUCUAUCGACUCGUACGAGCACACCCUCUGA
Messenger RNA from Aspergillus campestris IBT 28561, 651 nucleotides. Its product is annotated as BRcat and Rcat domain-containing protein. The transcript has a single exon. Gene Ontology annotation, cellular component: ubiquitin ligase complex; cytoplasm. The record is from RefSeq and is a predicted model, not a curated record. Bases 1 to 651 code for a protein of 216 amino acids. Gene Ontology annotation, biological process: ubiquitin-dependent protein catabolic process; positive regulation of proteasomal ubiquitin-dependent protein catabolic process; protein polyubiquitination. Gene Ontology annotation, molecular function: zinc ion binding; ubiquitin protein ligase activity; ubiquitin conjugating enzyme binding. Lineage: Eukaryota; Fungi; Ascomycota; Eurotiomycetes; Eurotiales; Aspergillaceae.